Lingula anatina is the source of this 910-nucleotide messenger RNA. RefSeq lists its product as uncharacterized. NCBI's taxonomy places the organism in Eukaryota, Metazoa, Brachiopoda, Lingulata, Lingulida, Lingulidae. The record is from RefSeq and is a predicted model, not a curated record. Gene Ontology annotation, molecular function: protein binding.
UUCCAAGAUGGCCGGUGAACAAAAUGAUCCCGGUGCAUCUAUAAUGCAAGAAUUACAAGAGCAUCUAAGAACGGCAAACAUUCCACUAAAUAAUUUGUCGAGUAUAGCACAAAAGGGAGACGAUAAGCUGGUGGAGCAAUUCUUAUCAGAGAAUAUAGAGCUGGAAUCAGCAGGACCUAAUGCCCUCCAGAGUCAGUUGUACAUAGCUUGUUUUUGGGGUGUGAAGGACAUUGCCAGAGCACUUCUGAUGAAAGGAGCAGAUGUGAAUGCCAGGAACAGUACAACCCUGUGGACUCCCCUGCAUGCUGCUACAUUCCAGGAACAUGGUCCUGUAGUUAUGCUUUUAUUAGACAAUGGAGCUGAUCCUAAUUCUAAAGAUGCUGAAGGAAGGUCCCCCAAAGACUUUGCCUCAGCCUCAGAAAAAAUAUGGCCGCAUUUUGCAGCACUGAAUCUCACGAGGACACGAAAACAAGAACUUGUUGAAAUGGGAAUUAUAAAAAAGGUUGAUGCCGGUAUUUCUCCAAAGACGUCACCAAGACAACCCGGAGAUGGAAUUCGACUGGCGUCCUAUUCUCGGCCGGAAUCUGCAUACGCGUACAGUAGCGACCCCUUUAUGAACGCUGCCAUGAACGGGGACGUCUUAGCGGAAGAAAGGACUGAAGACAAACCCAAGACGAACCAGCCGCAGUUUGCUAUGUGGAAAUAGUUCGAUGGGGAGCUUUAAAACUUAACGAAUAUGGUUUAUGUUUUUAAAUAUUUAUUUUUGGAUGACUUUUUCAUGAUCUCAACACAACGAAUUCUUAAGACUGUUAUUAUUGUUCACCGAAAAUAACGUGUGAGAUUAGUGGCUAGAACGAAAAAAUCUUUCUAAUUAUUCUUUUAACUACAUUAUUAUUAUUAUUAUUAUUAU